Molecule: messenger RNA, 1941 nt
Organism: Diospyros lotus (date-plum)
Lineage: Eukaryota; Viridiplantae; Streptophyta; Magnoliopsida; Ericales; Ebenaceae
Product: probable magnesium transporter NIPA4
Exons: 9
Coding region: 389-1444 (351 amino acids)
Biological process (GO): magnesium ion transport
Cellular component (GO): membrane
Molecular function (GO): magnesium ion transmembrane transporter activity
Source: RefSeq, a predicted model, not a curated record
CCGGAUUUUCCAACGAAGGCCAAGUAGGAGUCGGAGAAGAGUCCUUAGUUUGGUCACAAUAAAACCAGUUACAAUCCACCGAUUUCUCCCUUUCGAUCUUUCUCCCGAUCCAAAGCUAAGAAGAAGCUUCACUCUCCCAGCUGCUCUAUCUCUUUCUCUCUCUCUAUCGCACGCAACCGCUGACAGAUCUUCAAGCACUACCUCUCUCUACAAAAGACAGAGUUCGUGCAGUGAAAUUCAAUCGAACAUACGUUUAUGCGUGCGUACAAUCGCGUACACGGCCAAUUCAAUUCGAUUUCUGUGUAGAAGAAGAAGAUCUAGGAGUGACAGUGUUACAGUGAACGGAUGACCUGCGAGAACUAGGGUUUUAUUGUUUUGGUCUGCAAUCAUGGCCGCGGAGGCGGUUUCUUCUCAAAGCUGGAGGGACUCCUACAGGGGCAUGUCCUCCGACAACAUCAAGGGCUUGGUAUUGGCCUUGUCGUCCAGCUUCUUCAUCGGCGCCAGCUUCAUUGUCAAGAAAAAGGGCCUCAAGAAGGCCGGUGCCUCUGGAACUAGGGCAGGUGCUGGAGGUUACUCAUACUUAUAUGAACCAUUGUGGUGGGUGGGCAUGAUAACAAUGAUUGUUGGAGAAAUUGCAAACUUUGCUGCUUAUGCAUUUGCACCAGCUAUUCUGGUUACUCCUCUUGGUGCGCUCAGCAUUAUUAUCAGUGCUGCACUUGCACAUGUCAUGUUAAAAGAGAAAUUACAUAUUUUUGGAAUUCUUGGUUGUGCUUUGUGUGUUGUUGGUUCUACUACCAUUGUUCUACAUGCUCCUCAAGAACGUGAGAUCGAAUCUGUGACAGAAGUGUGGGACCUUGCUACUGAGCCAGUUUUUCUCUUAUAUGCAGUUCUGGUGCUAAUAGCUGUUUUCAUAAUUAUAUUUCACUAUAUCCCACAAUAUGGUCAGACGCAUAUAAUGUGCUAUAUUGGAGUUUGUUCUCUAGUUGGUUCAUUGUCGGUCAUGAGUGUCAAAGCACUUGGAAUUGCCUUGAAGCUAACAUUGUCAGGAAUGAACCAACUAAUAUAUCCUCAAACAUGGGCCUUCACUGUUAUUGUUGCCACAUGUAUUAUUACUCAAAUGAAUUAUUUAAAUAAGGCGCUUGACACAUUCAACACAGCUGUUGUAUCUCCUAUAUACUAUGUCAUGUUCACAUCGCUUACUAUUUUGGCAAGUGUAAUCAUGUUUAAGGAUUGGGAUAGGCAGAAUCCAACCCAGAUUGUAACAGAAAUGUGUGGGUUUGUGACAAUCCUCUCGGGAACCUUUCUCCUUCACAAAACAAAGGACAUGACUGACGGUUUGUCAACAUCUCCAUCCGUGCGAUUCCUCAAGCAAACAGACGAGGAGGACGGCCUUGUAAUGGAAAGCAUUCCUCUGAAGCGGCAGGAUUCAUUGAGAUUGACUUAGGGGGGGGGGGUAGGGUAUGGGUAGUAUCCUGCUAUUCCGGCGAAACUGGUAAAUGCUUCUCUUGGGGAAGGGACAUGGAGUAUAUGUGAAAAUUGUAUUUCUUACAAAGAAAGGCAUUGGAAUCGUGCAGCCCCAAAUGCUUGCGUUGGGGAAGGGAUGUUUCUAUUUUAUUCAUUCUUUCCCCCCUUUUUUUGUACGGAACGCGUGACGUGAGGGGUGCCUUUGCCUUGAGAUACAACGUCAAACCCCGGACUCCUGGGGUGGUGCAAGGGAGGGACAAGUCUCGUAAAAGGUCAGUUGUUUUUCUUCACUUUCCACAGUUAUUUUUGAAGCUUACAAUGUAAUUAUCUCCAUUGAAUCGAAGACCUUGCCAUUAGGAGGAAAGUGUGUAGGUCAUUUAUCAAUGCUUCUCAGUACUUGUAACAUUUAUUGCCCUUCACCAUCAAAUCUCGUCUCCUCCUAAAAAUUUAAGCGGAAUGGCAAUCAUUUUUUUUUUU